GAGAGAAAGAGGGCGGGCGGGCGCGACGCAAGGGGCCGGCCGCGGGAGCGCGCGUCGCCGGCUCCAGGCUCCUCCCUUGGCGAAGGGGCUGCGCGCUCGGGAGGCGAGAGAGCCCUUGAUGGAUUGAGCCGCAGUCGCUGGGCGGGCGGGCGAGGCUGCCGGGCUGCCGGGCGAUGCAGGGGGAGCGGCUGCCGGCCCGGCCCGCCGCUGGAGGCAGCUGAGCCGGGGAGGGGCGCAGCGCCGGCUUUGUUCGCAGCCUCCGGGUGGCUCUCGGCGGGACGCCUCUCCUGCUCUGCACCGGGGCCGGGAUGGCUGGCGGCGGCGGCGGCUGGGCGUGCUAAUCGCCGGCCGUCGGGGCAGGGGCCGGGUGGGGCCCCGCUCGGCUCCCGGUCCUGCCGCCCCUCUGCACCCCCUCCCCUUCCCCGGCGCGCCGCCAUGGGGAACCUCUCCUCCAACAUCUCGGCCUUCCAGUCGCUGCACAUCGUCAUGCUGGGCUUGGACUCGGCGGGCAAGACGACGGUGCUGUACCGGCUGAAGUUCAACGAGUUCGUCAACACGGUGCCCACCAUCGGCUUCAACACGGAGAAGAUCAAGCUGAGCAACGGCUCGGCCAAGGGCAUCAGCUGCCACUUCUGGGACGUGGGCGGCCAGGAGAAGCUGCGGCCGCUGUGGAAGUCCUACAGCCGCUGCACCGACGGCAUCAUCUACGUGGUGGACUCGGUGGACGUGGACCGGCUGGAGGAGGCCAAGACGGAGCUGCACAAAGUCACCAAGUUCGCGGAGAACCAGGGCACGCCCUUGCUGGUCAUCGCCAACAAGCAGGACCUGCCUCGCUCGCUGCCCGUGGCCGACAUCGAGAAGCAGCUGGCCCUGCACGAGCUCGGCCCGGCCACCGCCUACCACGUCCAGCCCGCCUGCGCCAUCAUCGGCGAGGGCCUCACCGAGGGCAUGGACCGCCUCUACGAGAUGAUCCUCAAGCGCCGCAAGAGCCUCAAGCAGAAGAAGAAGCGGUAGGCCAGGCCCGGGACUCCUCCGCGCUGCGGCACCCCCACGUGCCUGGCCGGGAGGACCGAGGAGGAGGAGGCCCCUGGGACCGCGGGAGGGGGUGGCCUCCUGGCUGGCCGGCCUUCGUGGGGCGAGGAGCCCGGGCCCACCUCAGCCCCCCACCCCCACCCCAGGCCCGGCCACUGAGGAGCGACCCUCCCCUUGAGACCAUUUCUUUCUAGCAGGGCUAGAAGCUGGGCGGGAAUGAGGUGGCUUCGACCAGCUGCUGCUGCUGAGGGGGGAACUGAUAGACAUUAUUGCCUCAUUGCCACCCCCCUGCAACAAAACCCCCUCUUGAAGAUGGCACUGGGAAUAAAAUGGGAGAUGGACGCCGGGUGUCAUGACAGGGCCGGACUCUGUUGCCACUGGAGGAAGGUUUGGUGCUCCCACAGGUCAUGUGCGCACGAAGAGCCAGAGUGGAGAGAUAUUUGGGGGGGGGGGGGGCGAUGCUGUGAUUUGAGGUGGGGGGGGGGUGAGGGCUUGAUACAUAAAACGCACAUUGAAGAAAAAAAAAAGGAAAUCCGGUGCUCGCCUUGUGGCUCUUUGUUGGAAGACUGAGAAAGGGGCUUCCCCCACACAAAGGGGUGGCUUCCCAGGCCUGCCAGUAAGCAAACUGGGUGAAAUCGGUGAAUGGGGGGGCCAAGUGGUUUGUAUACUCAGUGGGAAGCGUCCUCUUUCAUUUGAGGGGGGGGAUGACCCCCACCGGAGCCAGAAGGUGGAGGUGGGGCUUUCCCCCCUUUGCAGGGUGUCAAAAAGCGUGGCCAGAAGGUGGGCCGCGUGGGCCGUCCUGCCAGGGGCACCCGUGAAUUUCCUAGAGGAAAAAAGAGAAUUCUGUAUCUUAAUUGUGUGUGAUGUGAGUGGCAGGUGUGUCGGUGGGCAGCCGCAGCUGCCUGGUGCUGCAUUUGGAACAUUUUGCUGGGAAGAGCCCGGGUCUUUCUUCGUGACGAGCCCUUGCACUGUAGCAAUAACCAGGAAAACUGUUGUCUUAUAUGCCUACUCAGUGAAAUGUCCAACUGCAGGCAUAUUGUGUUAAGUUUUGUUUUCUUUUUCCCCCACAUUGCAUUGGAAGAGGUAGAGCUGCAUUUCAGUUGCAUAUUCAUAUCCUGUUCUGGUGAACUAGAGCACACACACCCCCUCCCUGGAGCAAGGUGCGCGGGGGGGGGGGGGGGGAACC
Messenger RNA from Sphaerodactylus townsendi, 2218 nucleotides. RefSeq names its product ADP ribosylation factor like GTPase 4C (gene ARL4C). The transcript has a single exon. Gene Ontology annotation, cellular component: cytoplasm. Bases 436 to 1014 code for a protein of 192 amino acids. Gene Ontology annotation, molecular function: GTP binding; GTPase activity. Gene Ontology annotation, biological process: intracellular protein transport; endocytic recycling. NCBI's taxonomy places the organism in Eukaryota, Metazoa, Chordata, Lepidosauria, Squamata, Sphaerodactylidae. The record is from RefSeq and is a predicted model, not a curated record.